UUAAGUAUAAAAAGGGGAAGACGAGGGAGCCAGUCAUUUCAAAAUAAAAGAGUCGAGCUGUCCCAUUUACUGCCCUUCAUCUUCUUCCUUCCUUUCUUUGUGGAAUUUUUUUUUUAAAACAGCUGUUGUUGUCUGUCUGUGUUGUUCGACCCACCCUGUGAUCAGCAUCAUCAUCAUCAUCAUCCCUGUGAAUUUGAGAGAGGGAUUUAUUCUAUGGGGAACUGUUGCUCCGAUGUUUCAUCCGGCCCUGGUGCCAUAGCCGGCGUUGGUGGAACUGCUUCCUCCUCCGCUCUCAGCGGCACUACUAACGACGCUGUUGAUUACUAUCUCAAGUCUCGAGGUUUCACCGGACUCUUCUCUCAGAUCGAGCUAUCGUUUUCUGCUUCUAAUUUGCGAGACCGUGACGUGCUUUCCAAGAGUGAUCCUAUGGUGGUUGUCUAUAAAAAGGAAAAAGAUGAAACACUUUCUGAAGUGUUCCGCAGCGAAGUAGUUUUGAACUCCUUAGCUCCUAAAUGGAUUAAGAAAUUUACACUCGCUUACCAUUUCGAGACUCUUCAGACAUUCUUGUUUCGUCUGUAUGAUGUUGACACCCAGUAUCAAAAUUCAAAAGAGGAGAGGCUUAAGCUUGACCAACAGCAAUUUCUUGGUGAGGCAACAUGUGCUUUGUCUGAGAUAAUCACAAAAUCAACUAAGACGAUUACAUUAGAGCUCAAGCGUAAAGAAGGCUUUGCCGCACAGACUCAGCAUCACCAUGGAAAGCUUAUUAUCCAUGCUGAGGAGUCCCUUGCUUCUAAGGUUACAACAGAGAUAGUAUUCAGAUGUUCGAGUUUGGAAUCUAAGGAUCUUUUCUCAAAAAGUGAUCCAUUUUUGGUGGUGUCAAAGAUUGUGGAGCAUGGAACUCCAAUCCCAGUGUCUAAAACUGAAGUCCUGAAGAACAAUCUUAAUCCUAUCUGGAAACCACUCUUUCUAAGUGUUCAGCAAGUUGGGAGUAAGGACAGCCCACUGAUAAUAGAAUGCUCAGACUUUAAUUCCAAUGGCAAACACAGUCUCAUCGGAAAAGUUCAAAAAUCGCUCUCAGACUUGGAAAAACUUCAUUUGUCUGGCCAAGGAAUCAACUUAUCUUUGCCUACCAGUGGUGGACAAAACAAGGUAUUAAAGAGCCAGCUUUUUGUGGACAAGUUUACAGAGACUGUCCAGCACACAUUCCUGGAGUACUUGGCAUCUGGGUUUGAAUUAAGCUUUAUGGUAGCAAUCGAUUUCACAGCUUCAAAUGGAAAUCCACGCCUCCCUGAUUCUUUACACUACAUUGAUCCUUCAGGACAUUUAAAUGCUUACCAGAGAGCAAUAGUGGAUGUUGGAGAAGUAUUGCAGUUCUAUGACUCAGACAAACGUUUCCCAGCCUGGGGAUUCGGAGCUCGUCCAAUCGACUCUCCAGUUUCACAUUGCUUUAACCUCAACGGAAGCAGUUCAUACUGUGAGGUGGAUGGUAUUCAAGGAAUCAUGACUUCAUACACAAGUGCGCUCUUCAACGUUUCUCUUGCAGGGCCUACCCUUUUUGGUCCGGUUAUAAACUCCGCUGCAAUGAUAGCUAGCCAGUCUCUAGCUCAAGGCUCACGGAGAUAUUACGUCUUAUUAAUCAUCACAGAUGGUGUAAUAACAGAUCUUCAAGAAACAAAAGACGCAUUAGUCAGUGCAUCGGAUUUACCGUUAUCAAUCCUCAUUGUUGGAGUUGGAGGAGCCGAUUUCAAAGAGAUGGAGAUACUAGACGCGGACAGAGGUGAACGGCUAGAGAGCUCGAGCGGGCGUGUGGCUUCACGUGAUAUCGUUCAGUUUGUAGCACUACGAGACGUGCAAUAUGGAGAGGUCUCGGUAGUACAAGCGCUUCUUGCAGAACUGCCUUCACAGUUUUUGGCGUAUAUGAGAAUCCGUAAUAUGAAACUUGUUCCUGUGUAAAUAUGAUGGAUCGUUUGUGUAAAUGAUUUGCCAAAGGAAAGUGUACAUAAAAUAUACUUUACACGGUGCAAUUACGUUUGUAUUUUUUUUUCUCUGAAUCUUGGAUGUAAAAAGUUUCGAAUGAAGCGACUUGUAAUACCACACUGGGGUUGGUUUUGCCUUGAGUAUUGUAAAUGCAAAUGAUUUACGUUUA
This is a messenger RNA of Raphanus sativus (radish), 2146 nucleotides long. Its product is annotated as protein BONZAI 1. The transcript is spliced from 16 exons. The record is from RefSeq and is a predicted model, not a curated record. Bases 214 to 1953 code for a protein of 579 amino acids. NCBI's taxonomy places the organism in Eukaryota, Viridiplantae, Streptophyta, Magnoliopsida, Brassicales, Brassicaceae. Gene Ontology annotation, biological process: cellular response to calcium ion. Gene Ontology annotation, molecular function: calcium-dependent phospholipid binding. Gene Ontology annotation, cellular component: plasma membrane.